This is a messenger RNA of Leucoraja erinaceus (little skate), 1930 nucleotides long. Its product is annotated as gastrula zinc finger protein XlCGF8.2DB-like. Gene Ontology annotation, biological process: regulation of DNA-templated transcription. Gene Ontology annotation, molecular function: RNA polymerase II cis-regulatory region sequence-specific DNA binding; DNA-binding transcription factor activity, RNA polymerase II-specific. The record is from RefSeq and is a predicted model, not a curated record. The coding region runs from base 331 to 1368 and encodes 345 amino acids. Lineage: Eukaryota; Metazoa; Chordata; Chondrichthyes; Rajiformes; Rajidae. The transcript is spliced from 2 exons.
CAGGUAGGCGAGCGUAACUGCGCCGCCUGACAAACUGCGGAAACAUCAGCAGCUUCGGCAAUUUCAGGUAGGAAACGGCCACAGUACGACUCCAAACUUUGCGCCCUGACCCCUACUUGAGAUGUGUUAAGAAUUUGCAAAUGGUACAAUUGGACCACAUCAAAAUCUGACUGUCACUCUACCUACUAGGAUCUGGCUAUCUCUAAACAGAAGAGGAGAAUAUUGAUCACUUCUACCAAUGGAAAACGUUUUGAAUGUAAGGAUGCCUAAGGUACAGAAACUGUACCAGGAGAGACCCAGUUCACAGACUUUGGAAACAGAUUUAACCAGAUGAACAAAUGCUCCAUUCACAGUCAAGCGGAACUAUGCACUGAUUCCGUAUUUGGUGGAAGCUUCCAUUCAUGCUCAAAUCUGGAAAGACAGAAAGGCAUUUGGAUGAUGGAGAAACUGUGUAAAUGUGGGGACUGUGGGAAGGGGUUCAGUUAUCCGUCCCAGUUGGAAACCCAUCAGCGAACGCACACCAAGGAAAGGCCGUUCAUGUGCUCUGCUUGUGGGAAGGGCUUCACUCAGUCGACCCACUUGGAGACACACGUCCUCGCCCACACUGGGGAGAGACCAUUCACUUGCUCCGUGUGCGGGAAACAGUUCACUCGCUCGUCCAACCUGUUGAGGCACCAGCGGGUUCACACCGGGGAAAGGCCGUUCAUCUGCUCCUUGUGUGGGAAGAGAUUUACUCAAAUGUCCAGUCUCCAGAAACACCAGCUCGUUCACUCUGAGGAGAGAACUUUUACUUGCCCGAACUGCGAGAAAAGCUUUAAAAGCUCCGAGGUUUUGCUGAGGCACCAGCGUAUCCAUACAGGGGAGAGGCCGUUCAUCUGUAACGUGUGUGGGAAGGGAUUCACUCAGUCAACCCACCUUCAGAUACAUGGGCGAGUUCACACUGGAGAGAGGCCGUUCAGGUGCUCGAUUUGUGGAAAGGGAUUCACUUGUUCAUCCAACCUCCUGACGCACCAGAGAGCUCACACUGGGGAGAGGCCUUUCAGCUGCUCUGUGUGCGGGAAUGGAUUCACACAGCUCUCCCACCUGCAUUCGCAUCACCAGCGAGUUCACACUGGCGAGAGAACAUUUCAUUGCUCCAAGUGCCAGGACAGUUUCAAAAACUCGGGAGACCUGAUGAGUCACCAGCUUGUUCAUUCGGGGGAGAAGCUGUUCACCUGUUCUGUCUGUGGGAAGAGAUUCAGUCACUCGUCCAACCUGCUGAGGCAUCAGCGGAUUCAUCCUGGGAAGAUACCUCUGUCCUGCUCAGUGUGUGGGAAGGGAUUCACUCAUUUGUCCCGUUUGCUGUCACACCAGCAGUUUCACAAGUGAUUGUAUGGUGUCGAUUUUGCUGUUGAUCAUAUCUCAAGCCGAUCAUUCCAUCAUUGUGAGUUUGAUUCUGUUAAUAAUGUCAGCACACCCCAUCCUCAGGUUACAAACACCUGACUUAAGGACACUUCUGCAUAUAAACGAGAUCCUAUAAUGUUAUUAACUUCAAAAGUCUGAUAUAUGUUCACUGCCACGAAUGGCGGAGUUACUUCUCUCAGCCCGUCCGUCUCUACUCUUAGCAAUGUUCUUUAUAAUCAGUGUGAUGUCCUUUUGAUGCCGUUCAUUACAAUAAUGUGGAGGCAUAACAAUCAUAUUGAGCGAUUUUUGUGUAUUAACCAACUUGUGGACAAAAUCAGUUUCUGGACAGAGCAUUGAAUUCUUUAAUUUUAGGUGACGACAUAAUCCUCUCCCUUCUUCCCCCAUAAAAUACCCCUCCCUUGUAUAUGCCCCACCUCAACUCGCACAUAUUUCUCCCCUCCCCCUCCCUUCCACCGACGUUCCUUGCUCCAGCUUCAUGAUUCUCUUCAAUCUCUUUAUCUCGCACCUUCUAUCUUUUCAUCUCUGG